Molecule: messenger RNA, 1555 nt
Organism: Rhagoletis pomonella (apple maggot)
Lineage: Eukaryota; Metazoa; Arthropoda; Insecta; Diptera; Tephritidae
Product: N-acetylglucosamine-6-phosphate deacetylase-like
Exons: 6
Coding region: 143-1387 (414 amino acids)
Biological process (GO): N-acetylglucosamine catabolic process
Molecular function (GO): N-acetylglucosamine-6-phosphate deacetylase activity
Source: RefSeq, a predicted model, not a curated record
GUAUGCGUGUGGAGGUUGUGUGUGGGGUAGAGUAGUCGUUGUGUUGUACAUUACGCGGUGUUUUUUUUUGUUUAUUUUUCAUUUGAGUGCAUUUAGUUCAUUUUACGGCCGUGCUUAGGGUAGAAAUUCGGAAAUAUCGCAAAUGUCUCAAGGUGAAUUAUUGCAAUUUGUGAAUUGUCGUUUGGUACGUAAUCAUAAGCUGAUACAAGAAGAUCUUUGGGUGCGCAAUGGCAAAAUCAUUAAUCCAGAGCCAGUAUUCUUCGAUGAGAAGCAGCGGGCACAUCAACAAAUCGAUUGUGGAAAUUCCAUUAUAGCUCCCGGCUACAUUGAACUCCAGAUUAAUGGCGGUUACGGCGUUGACUUCUCAUACGAUGUGGAUACAGUCGCUGAAGGCAUUGAGAAGGUCGCAAAAGAGCUAAUCACAAAUGGGGUUACUUCAUUUUGUCCCACCAUUGUAACGUCGCCACCGGAAACUUAUCGGAAAAUUAUACCACAAGUAACGGGCACAACAACAGGCGCACAAGUUUUGGGCUUGCAUUUAGAAGGUCCUUUUAUCAGUCCACAAAAGAAGGGAGCCCAUCCGGAGAACUGCAUCAAAGAUAUUGAUAAUGGCAUAGACACGUUGGUGGAGGCCUACAGCAACUUAAGCAAUGCCAAAAUUAUCACGCUUGCACCGGAAAAAGAUCCAACGGGCGCUGUCACAAAAGCGCUGACAAACAUGGGUAUCACUGUAGCCUUAGGACACUCCAUUGCCAACUUGUCUCAAGGUGAACUUGCUGUGCAAAAUGGUGCGCGGUUGAUUACGCAUCUUUUCAAUGCCAUGUUACCGUUCCAUCAUCGGGACCCUGGUCUGGUUGGCUUGCUGGCGUCCAAUAACAUUCCACCUGCCCAGGAAAUUUUCUUUGGCAUAAUUGCUGACGGCAUUCACACACAUCCGGCUGCUUUGCGUAUAGCCCACCGCACUCAUCCCGAUGGUCUUAUACUGGUUACGGAUGCAAUUGCAGCACUCGGUCUGGGCGAGGGCAAACACCACUUAGGUCAGUUGGAAAUGGAAGUACGCGAUGGCAAAGCGUUCAUUGCUGGCACUAACACUUUGUGUGGUAGUAUUGCACCAUUAGAUACAUGCGUACGCAUUUUCAAAAAGGCAACCGAUUGCUCUACUGUAUAUGCGCUAGAAUGCGCAACACUACAUCCGGCAAGUUGUUUAAAAAUGGCGGAAACGAAGGGUACGUUAAAUUUUGGCGCUGAUGCCGAUUUUGUUAUUUUGACAGAUGACUUGUUUGUAAAGUCGACAUGGAUUAAUGGCAAAUGCGUAUACCGUUGCAAACCUGAAGAAUUGGAAGCACUCACUUCCAGACCUAUUGAACAAUUAUGCGAGUGUAUAUAAAUUAGGUUGAAAAAAUGUAUUGAAUUCGUUAUUUUAUUCAGUUGCACAAUUGCUGAAAUUCAAAUUUUAUUGCUUUUAUAACCUAAACGUUUUUAUUUAGAUCGCUUGAAUCAACAUGCAACUUAUUUAAAAUCAAUUUUUGCAUUAAAUUGAUGUUUACGUUUUUAA